Molecule: messenger RNA, 1215 nt
Organism: Durusdinium trenchii
Lineage: Eukaryota; Dinophyceae; Suessiales; Symbiodiniaceae
Source: the annotation of a GenBank genome assembly
AUGCGAGAUCUGUCGGGAGCACAAGAGAGCAUCCCUGAUUUGGUUCCCGGAGGGCGGGUGAAUGGCAGAGUGGCUUUCAAGUGGAAAAGCGGGAGGCAAGCCAACACGGGAGGGCAAGGUUAUCGCGCUGCUGCAGAUGAAGGUCCAGCCCCAAUCCGAAUUGCUGAGGUGCAGUCACAAAAGUCUACCAAUGAGAGCUAUGGUGGAGGGGCGAUGGUGGAACUCACAGGGUUGCAAAGCACACAGGACUUGAAUGGCCGCAUAGGCAUCAUUCGAGACUUUGAUCCAUCAACAACCAGAUACACCGUAGAACUCAUCGAGGAGGAUGGCAGCACUAGAAACGUGCUAGUAAGGCAAGCAAACAUUGACUUGCUUUGUCCUCCUGAAGAAUCACAAGAUCUGCCCAAAGAGGCACAAGCGCAAGCAUCUCCUGCGCAGAAACCGCAGGCAAAGCAGACAACCAAAUCUGAACCUGUUCGUGCUGCCCCAGUGGCUGAAGAACCCAGCCAAACUGCAGCAUCCCUGGCCUCGGAGCUGGCAAAUGCCGUCGAAAGUUGCAACCUUUUUCAGGUGCAAGCAUUGCUUCGAGAUAGAGCUGAUCCCAAUGGACGGUCGCGUGCAGAUGUGCCACUAUUGAUGGAAGCAGCUUCUGCAACCAGAGGAUCUGGCCACCUUGACUUGCUUGCAUUGCUGUUGGGAUGGAGGGCCGAUCCAGAAACUCUCCUGAACCGAGAGCGCAGACACAAGGGCACCCGAGCUGCUUUUUCUUCGGAGGCAGUGGCCCUUUGCCAGAUCUUUCAGAAGAAGGAUGCCGAGAGUGAUGAGGAACGUGCUGUUCUUUCCACACUCGAACCUGGAGCUCUUGCCCAGGCCAGGCGGCAACUGAAGCUGCCGGGUCCUUUUGCGAUGGGAGGGACGUCUCCAGCCAGUUGCCUUCAAGCCCAGCAUGAUGGGCUAGAGGUUCACUGUGAGGAGAUGGAGGCCACAUCAGCGCACAGACUCUGGCUCUAUUCCCUGGAUCGAUUGCGGCCGGUUCUUCUAAUGCGGCCAUCAGGAUGCCAGCCAACAGCGUUGAUGGUUUUUCUCCACGGGCUAUUCCAGUCAGCGCAGAUGCUGGAAUGCAUGGUCAGAGAUCUUUCUUCUUCAUUGCCUCAUGUGCUUUUUGUGAUGCCAACAGCGCCAACCCGCGAUGCUUGGGGCGUUGGACCUGCCUGA